This is a messenger RNA of Plasmodium berghei ANKA, 2571 nucleotides long. RefSeq names its product conserved Plasmodium protein, unknown function. NCBI's taxonomy places the organism in Eukaryota, Apicomplexa, Aconoidasida, Haemosporida, Plasmodiidae. The record is from RefSeq and is a predicted model, not a curated record. The coding region runs from base 1 to 2571 and encodes 856 amino acids. The transcript is spliced from 3 exons.
AUGUCAUUAAAAGAUAGUUAUUUGGUCAAUGAUUUAAAUUUGGAGAAUCCAAAUAAAAUGAAUAUUAUUAGCAAAUCUUAUGAAAAAUGUAAUAUUGACGUGAACAAAGAGUUUAAUUGCAAAAUGGAUACCCUCAUAGAAUUUGCCGAUAACGCAAAAAAUACAAUUUGCUUUAUACAAUCGCAGAACAAGACAAAAAAUAAGGAAGUCGAAAACGAGUACCUUUUUUUAAAAAAAGUGGGAGAUGUUUGUAAAAAGAGUUGUGACUAUUAUUUUGAUACAAAUGUGAAUUUUCAUGAGUCAUGUGAAAAUUUUAAUGUUCUUUUUAAAUUAUUUCAUAAUUCUCUAGUAAAUAUAAAAAAUAAAAAUGAGGAAGCAGAUGAAAUUGGGAAGGUUUUAAAAAGCAUAGAAGAAAAAGAAUAUUCAGAAAUGAAGGAAAAUGAAGAAAAAAAUGUAGAACUAAAAGGAGAAUUGAAAACAAUCGAAAAUAAUAUCCAUUUUAUGAACAAUGAAUCUGUUAGCAUAUCUAAUAAAAUAAAAGAAAUAGAUUAUCAAAUUAAUCAGCAUAAAGAAGCAUUGGAAUCAUUUCAGAUUUUGACCCAUUUAAAUUCUGAAAAAAUUAUAAUUUUACAAAACGAUUACAAAAUGUUGUGUAAUGAAAAGGAAAGAAUAAUAAAUGAGAUAAGCGAAGCUACAUUGAGCAUUUCCGCUUCUCGGGAAAAUUUAUCCAAUCAAACAAACGAGAUGGAAAGUAAUAAAAAGGGACUUUUACGAACCGAAAAGGAAUUGAAGUGUCAAUUGGAGAAUUUGAUGGUCAAGAAAAAUGAUAUGUUUUCAGAAAAUUUCAGAUUGGAAUCUCAAAAUAAAUUUUUAGAAAAUCAAAUAUCUUCACAGGAAUAUUAUUUAAAUGUGAUAAAUUUUGGAUUACAGGGGACAAUAAAGAGAAGAACAGAACUAGAGGAUUCAUUAGUUGAUUCAAAAAAAAAAAUCGAAAAUGUAACACAAAUAAUAGAAAAAACAAAAGAUGAUAAAGAAGAAGAAGAAAAAAAAUUAAUAGAUUUAGAAAAUAAUUUAAUAGAAUUAGAAAAAAAAUAUUUAUUAAAAGAAGAAGAGGUUCUAAAGACCAUAAGUGAAGAAAAUAUUUUAAAGGGUAAAAUAGAAGAUGAAAAAAAAAAAAUUAAUCAAAAUAUUGUGAACGAUUUUAUAAAGGAAAAAGAUUUCCUAGAUGAAGAAAUAAAUAAUUAUAAAAAUGAAAUUAAUAAAUUAGUAUUAAAUGAAAAAAGAAAAAUGAAAGGAAAUAUAUUAAACGAAAUACAUUGUAUAGAUGAUGUAGACAUCUCUAAAAUUGACGAUCAAGAAAAAUGUUCAAUUAAAAUAAACGGAGUUUAUGAUACGAAUGAAAUUAUUGUAAAUAAAUUAGGAUUGAUUCUUGAAAAUUUAAGAAAAAAUAUUAUAAAUGAACAAGAAUCUAUAUGGAAAAUAGAACGAACAGUUCAACAUACAACUAUGCAAAUAAACGAAUUACAAGGGAAAAUAAAUGACAAAGAAAAGGAGAAAGAUGAAAUGGAUAAUAUAAUUCAAUUAAAAAAUAAUGAAUUAAUAAGUAUUCAAGAUAAAAAAAAGGAAUAUGAACACAAUUUAUUAGUUAUAAGCAAAGGAACUAAAGAAUUAGAAGAAAAUUAUAAUAAACAAUAUAAUAAUACAAUUAAUAUAAAAAAUAAAUUAAAAGAAAAAGAAAAAAACAUGGAAAUAAAGAUUGCGGAAUUGAAUAAAGAAUAUGAUGAAAAAACAAAAAAUUUAUAUAAUUCUAAAAAUAAUCAAAUUGAUAUUAAUUCUACUGAAAAAAAAAAAAUGAAAGAAGAUGUAGACAUGUAUUCAAAAAAUAUAAUAUCUGAAUAUGAAUUAAAAAAAGUAGAAUUUGAAAAAAAUGAAAGAAUAAAAUAUGCUGAUCAAUAUAAAGAAUUGGAUAUUGAAUUAAAAAAAGAGGAAAAUUUAUUAAAUUAUUAUAAAGAAUUGUUAGAAAAACAAGAAUAUAAAGCUUUAGAAAAUACUAGUAUUGAAAUUGAAAAAUAUGACCAAAUAAAAGGAAGUGAUGGUGUAAAUAAUAUAAUGACAAAACAUGGUAAUAAUUCUAAAAUAAUAGAUAAUAGAAAUAUGCAUCAAAAAAAUGAUGCUUAUAUAAAUAAGUAUAAAUUGUACAAUAUGCCUGAUCAAUAUAAAUUUGGUUAUUUUGAUGCAACAUCACCUAAUGUUGUCAGAAAAAGUAUGAAACUUCCUACCCGUUCAGUAAAAUCCCCUCAUAUAGCUAGAUUAUUAGAAAAAAUAAAAAGUCGAAAAGAAUGUCAAACGCUAGUUGGAACGAAAAAAGCUCCGAUUAAUCAGGUCACUAGUAAUGCAUAUAGAAGAAGUAGAAGUAGUAUUGGAAAUUCGAACAAUAAAAAAGUAAGCAACAAUACAAACAUUUCGAAUUUGGAAGUUCAAAGGAAUGGAAAUACUAAUGGGCGUAAUAGAGCGAGCAGUGGAAAUAGAAAUAGUAAUAGUAACUCGUUUGAUUUGUUUCAACAUUUGUAA